Messenger RNA from Thyridium curvatum, 903 nucleotides. RefSeq lists its product as uncharacterized. Gene Ontology annotation, molecular function: 1-acylglycerol-3-phosphate O-acyltransferase activity. The coding region runs from base 1 to 903 and encodes 300 amino acids. Lineage: Eukaryota; Fungi; Ascomycota; Sordariomycetes; Thyridiales; Thyridiaceae. The transcript has 2 exons. Gene Ontology annotation, biological process: phosphatidic acid biosynthetic process. Gene Ontology annotation, cellular component: membrane; endoplasmic reticulum. The record is from RefSeq and is a predicted model, not a curated record.
AUGUUUCAAUACUUGGGCUACUUCUUGGUCGGCUACACCGCGCUCACCGUCGCUUUCUACAUGCUCUCCUUCGCGGUCCCCAAGGCGGCCUUUGCAGCCCGCCUGCUGGCCUCGUACCUCUCUCUCGUCAUCUGCGCGCUCUACGGCGUCUUCGCCUCCAUCGUCCUCCGCCUCACCGGCAACUGGCAGAUCUCGCAAUGGGCCACCGCCCGCUCCUUCAAGUACGUCAUGGCGCUCACCACGGGCAUCACCUUUGAGAUCGACGACCCCAACGACUACCUGGGCAAGACGCGCCCGGCCGUCUUCAUCGGCAACCACCAGACGGCGCUCGACGUCCUCAUGCUCGGCUGCAUGUUCCCCAAGUACUGCAGCGUGACGGCCAAGGCCCAGCUCAAGAGCACGCCCUUCCUCGGCUGGUUCAUGCGCCUCAGCGGCAGCAUCUUCCUCGACCGCGCCAACAGCAAGGACGCCAGGGAGGCCAUGCGCGGCGCCGCCGAGGCCAUCCAGGGCAACCGGCAGAGCGUCUACAUGUUCCCCGAAGGCACCCGGAGCAACGCCAAGGAGCCCAUGCUGCUGCCCUUCAAGAAGGGCGCCUUCCACCUAGCUGUCCAGGCCGGCGUGCCUAUUGUCCCUUGCGUUGUCGCCAACUACAGCCAUGUUCUGUCCAUUAAGGAUAUGGUCUUCCGAUCCGGCAAGAUCCCCGUCAAAGUACUGGAGCCCAUACCGACCAAGGGUCUCACUGCUGAUGAUGUGAGCGAGCUCACCAGCACCACCCGGGAGCUCAUGCUGAAAGAACUUAUCAACCUGAGCGCCAAGGCGAAAGGCCAACCAAUCCCUAUUCCGGCUGGUUUCGGCAGCAACGGCGCUACCAAGGCCAGCGGCGUUGAUGUGAAGACGCGGUGA